Messenger RNA from Coregonus sp. 'balchen', 11127 nucleotides. The record is from the annotation of a GenBank genome assembly. Lineage: Eukaryota; Metazoa; Chordata; Actinopteri; Salmoniformes; Salmonidae.
AUGGACUCAUGGGACCACCGUCCGUCUUUAAAUGAACUACAGGACAAAAUUCGUUGUUUGACAGAUGAAAAUGUAAGUAAUCUACUUUGACAAUCCUUUUAAACUGGCCUAUUUUGGUCAAACUUUAAACAUGAACCUUCCAGGUUACCUUGUAGUUGCAUCAAGCUUUAAUAUCUUCAGUAGGCCUAUGGUUUGUAUAUCUGAAAAAUGUAUAAAACAAAUUCUUCAUUGUUUAAAAAAAAUAUAUAUAUAUACCAACCAAUGUAGGUCCAGCUCCGUGACAAAAAUGAAAGCCUCUUUACCAAACUGGGCUACCUUGAGAGCAGGUUGGGCUAUCUUGCAGGCUCCAAGACUGACCUAUCUUCCAAACUGGUCUCAAGUGAAGAGGAAAAACUGAAGGUAGGAUACAUGAGACUACAUUGUGUUUGGACAUCUAUCAAUCACUUAUGUAUGAUGUAGACCUCUUGUCUUUUUGUUAACUGGAAUAUUUAUCCUUUUAUAUCCCUUUAUCCCUCAGAUAUCCAAGGAGCUUGUCGAGGUACAUAUACAGACCAACAAAGUGAGGGAGCAGUAUGAAAAGGACAUUUUUGACCUGAAAAUAAAGGUGAUGCUCAAAUUAAUAUGUAGUACAUAGUCAUUACAGACCUCUGGACCCUACUUUACCCACCUGGGCCCUACAUAGGCAUUACUCACCUUAAUAGAAAUGAUCCCAUCCCUGAUGCACAGAUAGUACUCUAGUAUCUCACCCUUCCCUCCUCAGAUCCUAUCCCAGGAAGGGGUGGUGGUGGAGAUGGAGAUGGAGAGGGACAGGCUCUCCAUGGAGCUCCAGUCUGUCACCACCCGCCUACAGGUGGCCGAGAGGACAGGAAGUGACCUCACAGAGGAAUACGUGACCCUGAAGAGGAACUACCUGGCUCUGACCGAGGCCCACGAAAGGGAGGUGGUCCAGAAUGACGAGCUGAGCGCUGAGCUGCUUGGGCUGGCCCAGGCUCGUGAUGCCCUCUUCAGGCAGGACGGAGGAACAGCAGCAGCGUGUUAGGGCCUCUACAGAGGGUUGUGUCAAUGGACAGACUGCUCAGGAGCUGGACAGGGUGCGGGCGCUGGUCAGCCGUAUGUCUCACAAUAGAAUAAUGGUGAGAGGGAGAUUUGGUUAAUUGCCACAAUGACAAUUACCACUCACUUUUCACAUUUCUUUAUUCUGUCAUUUGACAGAAAUCUGUCAAAAUACAUUUCCUGUAAGGCACAAAAAAAUUAUAUAAUACCUUCUGGUCCUACCAAUGUGGCUAUAUAACUUCAUCAUUGCUCAAAUUUGUUCUUCUCUUAUCACAGCCAGAGGACCUGGCUAUGUUGGAUCAAGAACGUAAAUCUAUGGAGAAGAGUGUGAGUAUAUAUCUGAAUACAACAAGUCAUGUAUGAAUGUCAGUAAUACUUUGAACCUAAUAGCUAUGGAACUCAGUGCAAGUGAGGCAUUAUGUAAGAGAAAACUGAAUAGUGCCUAACAGUUUCACAUCUGAUCAGUGAUCAGUUUAUCAUAAAUAGUCAACAGAGCCAUAAUAUACAGUGGGGGAAAAAAAGUAUUUAGUCAGCCACCAAUUGUGCAAGUUCUCCCACUUAAAAAGAUGAGAGAGGCCUGUAAUUUUCAUCAUAGGUACACGUCAACUAUGACAGACAAAUUGAGGGGAAAAAAAUCCAGAAAAUCACAUUGUAGGAUUUUUAAUGAAUUUAUUUGCAAAUUAUGGUGGAAAAUAAGUAUUUGGUCAAUAACAAAAGUUUCUCAAUACUUUGUUAUAUACCCUUUGUUGGCAAUGACACAGGUCAAACGUUUUCUGUAAGUCUUCACAAGGUUUUCACACACUGUUGCUGGUAUUUUGGCCCAUUCCUCCAUGCAGAUCUCCUCUAGAGCAGUGAUGUUUUGGGGCUGUCGCUGGGCAAAACGGACUUUCAACUCCCUCCAAAGAUUUUCUAUGGGGUUGAGAUCUGGAGACUGGCUAGGCCACUCCAGGACCUUGAAAUACUUCUUACGAAGCCACUCCUUCGUUGCCCGGGCGGUGUGUUUGGGAUCAUUGUCAUGCUGAAAGACCCAGCCACGUUUCAUCUUCAAUGCCCUUGCUGAUGGAAGGAGGUUUUCACUCAAAAUCUCACGAUACAUGGCCCCAUUCAUUCUUUCCUUUACACGGAUCAGCCGUUCUGGUCCCUUUGCAGAAAAACAGCCCCAAAGCAUGAUGUUUCCACCCCCAUGCUUCACAGUAGGUAUGGUGUUCUUUGGAUGCAACUCAGCAUUCUUUGUCCUCCAAACACGACGAGUUGAGUUUUUAACAAAAAGUUCUAUUUUGGUUUCAUCUGACCAUAUGACAUUCUCCCAAUCCUCUUCUGGAUCAUCCAAAUGCACUCUAGCAAACUUCAGACGGGCCUGGACAUGUACUGGCUUAAGCAGGGGGACACAUCUGGCACUGCAGGAUUUGAGUCCCUGGCGGCGUAGUGUGUUACUGAUGGUAGGCUUUGUUACUUUGGUCCCAGCUCUCUGCAGGUCAUUCAUUAGGUCCCCCCGUGUGGUUCUGGGAUUUUUGCUCACCGUUCUUGUGAUCAUUUUGACCCCACGGGGUGAGAUCUUGCGUGGAGCCCCAGAUCGAGGGAGAUUAUCAGUGGUCUUGUAUGUCUUCCAUUUCCUAAUAAUUGCUCCCACAGUUGAUUUCUUCAAACCAAGCUGCUUACCUAUUGCAGAUUCAGUCUUCCCAGCCUGGUGCAGGUCUACAAUUUUGUUUCUGGUGUCCUUUGACAGCUCUUUGGUCUUGGCCAUAGUGGAGUUUGGAGUGUGACUGUUUGAGGUUGUGGACAGGUGUCUUUUAUACUGAUAACAAGUUCAAACAGGUGCCAUUAAUACAGGUAACGAGUGGAGGACAGAGGAGCCUCUUAAAGAAGAAGUUACAGGUCUGUGAGAGCCAGAAAUCUUGCUUGUUUGUAGGUGACCAAAUGCUUAUUUUCCACCAUAAUUUGCAAAUAAAUUCAUUAAAAAUCCUACAAUGUGAUUGUCUGGAAUUUUUUUUCUCAAUUUGUCUGUCAUAGUUGACGUGUACCUAUGAUGAAAAUUACAGGCCUCUCUCAUCUUUUUAAGUGGGAGAACUUGCACAAUUGGUGGCUGACUAAAUACUUUUUUUCCCCACUGUAUAAAGAGUACGGCCAGGUUUAAAAACGGCUGCCAUAUUAGCUCCUUUAUUCUCUAAAUGUUGACGUAACAAUACGAAAGCGCCUAUGACAAUUCCCUAUGAAAUGACCAGCUGUAAACAAGCAAAACAGCAGCGAAUUUAUCAGACAUUUUUAUUGAUUAGCAUUCGGAAUAAUGUGUAUCCAAGUCUGUACUGUGUUGUGGUGUCAACAAAUCUGGCUUCACUAGACAUCUUCAUAGGUUUAGAAAACUAUCAAAACUAAACAGCACAACACGGAAGUGUGAAUUAUCACUUAGCAACAGCUAUGGAGGAGAAAGUGGCACUCCCGGAACGUUCAGACAGAAACCGCAUUGGCCCAACUCUCUCUCUCUCUCUCUCUCUCUCUCGCUCUCUCUCUCUCUCUCUCUCUCAUUUAUAUUUAUAUAUAUAUAUAAUAACUCUGAUAGUCAGUCAAUAUUCACAUCCCUUUUCUCAAUGUUCUUCCCUAGUCUUCUUCGGGCUCGCGUCGUCGCGCUCGCGUCUCCCGCGAAAGUCCUCCUGAUCGAUCUCUUUUCAGUAGAUUAAUAUAUAUAUAUUAAUAUAUAUAUAUAUAUAUAGAUACUAUAUCAUAUAUAUAUAUAUAUAUAAUGAACCUGAUUAGUCCAGGUCAAUAGCAUAUUCACAUCCCUUUUCUCAAUGUUUGACAUAGCUGCUUGGGAACCAGGAUGUGAUCAAAGACAUGCUGGAGCAGAUGAAGAAGAGCUAUGAAGAGCAGCAGCACAGACUGGAGGAGAAAGUGUGAGUAGAGAGACACACUAGUCUAGUAUGAAACAUUUAUGCACUCACUAACUGUAAGUCACUCUGGAUAAGAGCGUCUGCUAAAUGACUAAAAUGUUAAAUGUAGUCUCACAUGUCUUUACAUCAAAACCCUGGACCCGCAAUAGCCUCUCUGGCUGCUAUAAACAGUAGUGAUUGAGGAAACAAGGCAUCUUGUCAUUAUCCUUCACUUUCAGUCAUCAACUGGUCUAACUUGUCUCAGGCUGUUCACGUUAGCCACUGUAGCCUGUGUCUGCUUUGUGAUCUUCUCUUUGAUUUGGUUUCUGUUUUACUGUGGUCCACGCUACAAUUUUGGGAUUCUUUUUUGUGAUGUGGUCUUGUCUGGUAUGUGGUCUCUGACAUGUUUUUACUUCUCCUGUGAUGGGUCUUCAGGGUGGCGAUGGGCAAGGAGCAACAAGAGACCAAGAGAGCCAUCCGCAAUACCCAGCAGAAACUAGCCGAACAGAGUGCGGUAAGAAAGAGAGCUUCACCGGUGUCCGGUCUACCAAAUUAUCGUUUUAUACCAUAAUUGUCUUCAAUCAAUCAAUCUGAAUCUGCAACUUGAUGGUCUGUAAAAAUGUGAGUUGAUUUGGUGUGUGUGUGUGUUCCUAUUCAGGCCAUGUUGAGCUCUCAGUGCCAGCUGAAGGAGGUGGAGGAAGAGAACUCUAAGCUACAGAUGCAGGUGAAGGAACUGAAUGAGGAGUACCGUGCCAGACUGGUGCGCUACCUACAGGACCUAGCUGUGAGUACACACUAAGACAGAUGCAUGCACACACGUAAACUACACAUACAUUAUGCACAGUCAAACAGAUGCAGGGAUUGGCAGCCUAGACAUAUACAGACAGAAAGACCCCCAUUUUCCUACCCCACGUCCUUCCUGACCCACUACCACUAGCCCCCAACCUCCAUCACACCACAGUCAUCAAAGUGAACCCACACCACCCAUGCUGUGGAAUCUAUUUUGGUCUGUGCCUCUUGUCUCCAGGAGUAUGUGGAUGGUCUGGUGGAGGGGAAGGGGGUGAAGGGCCCCCCAGAGAGGGUGAAGAUGAGGGGCUUUGUGGACAGCAUGCUCCAAGAGGUGCGCUCCUCCUACAGGGCCAGAGAGGAGCAGCUAGCCUCUGCCGCACGCUCCUACAAGAAGAGACUGCAGAGGCUCACUAAGAUCCACCAAGCCCUGCUUAUCGCAUACAGGUUAGCCCCUCUCAUGCCCUCCAUGUUGUAUUUCUGUGAUUUACUCAUUAAUGUGGAUAGCACAUGGAUGGUCCUGUCAUCCUUGGUUAGGUUUGUGUGUGUGAUUAGGAAACUUGACCCCCAACCCAUCUCUCCGUAGUCUUUCUUUAUUGGCCGAGGCUGGGUGACCGGAUCUAACCACCCUGUUCCACUCCCGUCCCGCCCCCAGAACGCCUCUUCCCCAGAGCUAAACAACCCCAUCAUGCAUGUGUUUCUUUACGCACACAUUUCUAAACAGCUGAAAUAAAAACCCUGCUGCGAUUUGAACGAGCAUUCCCCCGCCCAAAAAAUUAAAAUUUUUGUGUGUGUAGCUACAACCUUCUCUGUCUGUUUGAUUUAUUUGAUUUGAUUUAUUAGGAUCUCCAUUAGCGGACGCCAAUAGCGACAGCUAGUCUUACUGGGGUCCGACACAUAACGAAAAAGACAUUACAGACAAAAUACUUUACAAUUUACAUACAUUUUAACAUGUAGUGUGUGUGUGCAUCUAUCAGUUACACAUACGUCAGUACAGUACAAGCUGAUAGGUCUGCUGUUAGAAUCAGUAAAGGCCGCUUUACAACUCUUGGGUAGCAGAAUGACUUUGGCUUCCCUCCAGGCCUGAGGACAAAGACUUUCCUCUAGGCUCAGAUUAAAGAUAUGACAGAUAGGACUGGCUAUAGAGUCAGCUACCAUCCUCAGUAGCUUUCCAUCUAAGUUGUCAAUGCCAGGAGGUUUGUCAUUAUUGAUCAAUAACAAUAAUUUUUCCACCUCUCCCACACUAACUUUACAAAAUUCAAACAUACAAUGCUUUUCUUUCAUUAUUUGUUUUUUUAUGAAUGAGUAAGAUGGCCCACUGUUUGUUGUUGGCAUUUCCUGCCUAAGCUUGCCCACUUUGCCAAUGAAGUAAUCAUUAAAAUAAUUGGCAACAUCAAAUGGUUUUGUGAUGAAUAAGCCAUCUGAUUCGAUGAAAGAUGGAGUUGAAUUUGACUUUCUGCCAUUAAUUUCAUUUAAAGUACUCCAGCAUUUUUUUCCCAUCAUUCUUUAAAUUGUUGAUCUUGGCUUCAUAAUACAUUUUCUUCUUCUUUUUGUUGAGUUUAGUCACAUCAUCUCUCAAUUUGUAGUAAGUCAGCCAGUCAGAUGUGCAGCCAGACUUAUUAGCCACUCCUUUUGCCCCAUCUCUUUCAACCAUACAGUUUUUAAAAUUCUAAUCAAUCCAUGGAUCCUUAAGUUCUAACAGUCAGUUUCUUAACAGCAGUGAUGUAAAGUACUUAUGUAAAAAUACUUGAAAGUACUACUUAAGUCGUUUUCUGGAGUAUCUGUACUCUACUUUACUAUUUAUAUUUUUGACAACUAUACUUUUACUUCACUACAUUCCUAAAGAAAAUUAUGUACUUUUUACUCCAUACAUUUUCCCUGACACCCAAAAGUACUUGUUACAUUUUGAAUGCUUAGCAGGACAGGAAAAUUGUCUAAUUCACACACUUAUCAAGAGAACAUCCCUGGUCAUCCCUACUGCCUCUGAUCUGGCGGACUCACUAAACACAUGCUUCAUUUGUAAUUAUGUCUGAGGUUGGAGUGUGCCCCUGGCUAGACAUAAAUUAAAAAAACAAGAAAAUGGUGCCGUCUGGUUUGCUUAAUAUAAGGAAUUUGAAAUGAUUUAUACUUUUACUUUUACUUUCGAUACUUAAGUAUACUUUAGCAAUUACAUUUACUUUUGAUACUUAAGUAUAUUUAAAACCAAAUACUUUUAGACUUUUACUCAAGUAGGAUUUUACUGGGUGACUUUCACUUUUACUUGAGUCAUUUUCUAUUAAGGUAUCUUUACUUUUAAGUAGGACAAUUUGGUACUUUUUCCACCACUGCUUAACAGGUGCAUGUUUAUCAGUAAUUGGAAGAAGCAAUUUCAUAAAUUCAUCAAGUGCAACGUCUGGAUGCUCCUUAUUAAUCACAUCAGACCAACAAAUAUUUUAACAUCCUCCACUUAAGAGUCACAGCAAAAUCAUUUGUAUGAUCUCUUAUUCACUAUUUUAGGCCAAGCUUUUGGAACUUUGGCUUUCCUGGAUAUAGCCACUAUAUUGUGAUCCAUGCAUCCAAUGGGUACGGAUACAGCUUUAGAACAAAGUACUACAGUAUUAGUAAAAAUGUGAUCAAUACAUUUUUAUGAUCUUGUUCCUGUAGUGUACAUUAUGUAAACACCCUGGUAAAUUGAUUAAUAACCUGAACCAGAUUACAGGCACUGGUUACAGUGAGAAGCUUCCUCUUGAGCGGACAGCUUGAUGAAAACCAGUCAAUAUUCAGGUCCCCAAGAAAGUAGACAUCUCUGUUUACAUCACAUACACUAUCAAGCAUUUCACACAUUUUAUUUAGAUACUAACUGUUAGCACUUGGUGGCCUAUAGCAACACCCCAAUAGAAAAGGCUUUAGAUGUGCCAGUUGAACCUGCAACCACAACACUUCAAUAACACUUGACAUAAGAUCUUCUCUAAGCAUUACAGGAAUAUGGCUCUGAAUAUAUACAGCAACACCUCCCCCGUAAGCAUUCCUGUCUCUUCUAUAGAUGUUAUAUCCUUGUAUUGCUACUGCUGUAUCAUCAAAUUAAUUAUCUAAGUGAGUGGCUAAUAUAUUAAUGUUAUCUGAUGUUAGUAAGUUAUUGAUUUCAUGAACCUUAUCUCUAAGGCUACAUAUAUUCAUAUGGUCUAUUUUCAGCCCUUUCAUGGGUAGCUUAUCAGAGAUGGACAAAUAUGGAAAAGAGCAAACGAAGCAAGAGAAAAAUAUAAAUUCAGCAGACCAUGAAUAAGUUGGUGUGUGUGUGUGUGUGUGUGCUGUGGGGUUGAAGCUAUGAACCGAUAGGCUCUCAUCCAUCCCUUCCAGGCUUUUGGGAUGGAGGGUGGACAGUGAGCCUGUCAUAGCGGAUGUAAGCAAUGUCACCAUGCGCUCUGGCAGCUUUCAUGGCUGGGAUAAGUUAUUUCCUCUUCUGGCACACAGCUUCAGGAUAGUCCUUGUUGAGGAAGAUGUACGUUCCUCUCAAGUUCUUGGCUCUUUCCAGAACAGCUACCUUGUCCUUUAACCUCAGGAACUUGACUACUAUUGGCCUGGGCCUGUCACCUGGGCCGGUGGUGGGUUUUCCAGUCCUGUGGGUGCGCUCCACGUCAAUCUUCCUAUGGUCCAUCUUCAGUUUCUCCGAGAUAAUUUCCCUCACUUUGUCCUCAGACUCUGUUCAGGUCUCGUGGAGAUUCUGUAAUUUUGUCCACAACCAUGUUGUUCCGCCUUGAUUGUCCCUCGAGAUAAUCAGAUUUCUCCGUCAUUGUUAUCAUGAAUUCACAUACAGAACGGAUGUCCUCUCUCAAUGACUUACAGAUUGCUGUCAUCUUGCCGUUCUCCUGUUUAAACUCAUCGAGCUGACCCUGGGAGAACUGCAAACUGUUCUUCAGGUCCUGGACCUCUCUGGUCAGGUCGUCCGUUCUUUUAUUAGUUGACUCCACCAGUAUUUUGACACAACAUUUGAAGCUGUUGUCUUGUUGUUGUAGCAACUGCUUGUAACUCUUUUUGUUUGUUUAAAAGAUCCUUCACCUGUGAUAGAGAGACACCACUGUCCUCAAUGGUACUCCCGCCGGCUUUGGUCUUUGUCAUGGUAGCAACGUAGGUUACGCUGUUAUUCCUCGCAGUUCCAGACAGGGCAGGUCGCAGGAAAGAUUGGAAACAACAACAACAAAUAGCAGGGAUGUAGACAGCCACAAGCCCGGGACAAUCUGCUGUCCCAACCACAAUGGCUAACCGCGUCGUGGACUGCGUUCAAGCCCUCAAGAAAACCCAGCUAGCUUGAUAGGCAGCUAGCUAGCAGCUAGACUACCUGCUAUGCCAAGCAGCUCCUCAGACCCAGCCUUGGUCGGCAGGAUCACUGGACAGCUAGAUAGUAGCGGUCCCAGCAACUGAUGGCAACUGCGUCGCGGGAUGCAAACUCAAAAGGUAGCUAGCUAGUAACCAAACCUUUUCAAUAGACUUUCAAAACUUUCUCUCCCUCGUUCCGUGUUCAACAGAAUGCUUGUGGUCAGAGUGCAUGGGUAAAAUUGUGAGACAACACAUCCACCAGUGACAAUAAUAAAGCAUCAUCUUAACUAAGAAUAUUGCAGUAGCACAAACAUAAGCUGGAUGCAGACAUCAUUUUUUGCAAUAUCCUUAUCCUAAAUGUGAAACCAAACACAUUUAGCCUACAUGACAACAUCAUGUGUAACAUGUAGCCUAGCUCUGUCUACACAUUGCAUUGGGGCAAAAUAACUGUUCUUUCGCUUCUCAAUGAUCAUGCAACACCAAACAAUUUGAUAUACAGCACAUCAUUGCAAUUCGCUAGAGUAGCCUGUUCCACCUCUUGGCAGCCGAACUAGCUAAACAACCGUACCUUCUGCGCAUGUGCUAUCGGGAAGAGGCGUCCAGAGAAUCCGGUCAGAUAGCCACUCUGUUCUCUAUUGCCUUGUCUUUCCCCUGACUUUAUAUCUCCUCUAUCACUUUUUCACACUAUCACUCUUCAUAAACUGGUCCCACGUCCGCAAUCUAGAAACUCAUAGCCACCAAAUGACUAUGGCUUCACAAUACCAAACACCUUAAGACAGCACUCUUUCCUCUGUAUGUGUGUCAGGGUGCAGAGGGAACAGGUCCUGUCCCAGCCAGAGAAUGGCCUGGACCCCGGCCCCCCUGAGGCCCACUUCAGCCUGGAGCCCAGUGAGCUGAGGGGAGAGACGGACAGGGAGCUCCAGCUCCUACGCCAGGACAAGGCCAGGCUGGAGGGCCAGCUCCGAGAGGCUCAGGAGCAGGUAGUUAUACAGACAAGACUGAUUUUAGACUGAGUAUUCUAGACCGUGUUUAUUGUGUUUUGUGUGUGUUAUUCAGUGUUUUGUCUGCAUUUAUUUUUUGUUUAGUCUGUGUUUACUCUUUGUUUUGUCUGUGUUUUGUCACGUUCCUAAAUAUAGUCUGCAUGCUGCAUUUUAUGGGGGUUUUGUUGCUGUUUUGUUGUUGUUGUUGCUCAGUCAAAUUUAGAAAUUACUUGAUCAUUCAUUGAUUUGUACCUUUUUUUAGGUGGCUGUCGUCACUAGACCUAUUCAAACAGUCAACUUUCAGGAGUAAGUAAUAUCUUUCAAAAUGACAUAAAAUAAUAAUCAAAUGUAUGAUUGAAGUAGACCAUAAAUAAUGCUCUAAUCUUGUACAGUUUUGGAAAAUCAGGGCAGAUAUCUGAAGAGGCCUGGGCCGACAUUAGGAAAGAGUUACGGGAGAUCACAAACUCUACUCAAGUAAUAACAUACCCCUCUACUUACACAAAUCACAGAUAUGAGUCCACUGCUUAACCCUCCCAUAUUAACUUCUCUUUUAAGAAUCAAAUUGUUAUAACUGUAUAACAAAAUAAUCUGUUUCUAUGACAUGAGUUAAGUUGAAAUGGAAACAUUCCUGUUGUCCAAACAGGAGGGCCAUGAGAGGGAGCGUGCCCAGCUCAUCACCAGGGCUACAGUUGCCGAGGAGCAGGUGUUAGAGCUGCAGGAGUAUGUUGACAAGCACCUGGGCAGGUAACAACACCACUAUUGUCAUGUUUUUGGAUCUGUCUAGUUACUAAUAGGACAUAGCAAACUCAUAGAGACAUGAUGUCUGUAUUGUCUAUUCCAUUUUGAUACUCAGAUCUCAUAAAUGUACCUGACAUUUUCUCCCAUAGCUACUGAGUUCAUUAAGUGCACUACUCAACAGAGUGGCAGGGUACUGAUAUCUGGAUUUAAGGAUAGAUUACUACAGUCUGAGUAAAAGGGUGUUUUAGAUGAGCGUUGUCCCUCUCUACAGGUACAAGCAGGAGAUCACGCGGCUACGUAGACUGCUGGGUCUGGAGACGGGACUUGCCCACAGCGCUGAGGCUCCCAAACCCCGUCAAUCCGUCUCUCCAUCAGGAAUCCAUGCUAUGAAAUAUAAUCUUCCACCCCCCUAA